AUGGCCAGCCCGUACAGCACGUCUCAGAGCAUCGUCGCCGACUUUGUCCCCACCCUACCCUCUCCCUCCAACCCACACAGCAUCAUCUCCUCUGAGAGUGAGAGCUCUCCAGCCAUUAGCCAGCAGACGUAUCUCAGUCCUCACAGUAUCAUCCCUUCUUCUGAUGCUGGUCUAUCGUCCCCCGCUUCGUCUUCCGCCACCGCCGCCACCACCACCAGGUCUCCCCAGACGGUGUCGAUAGGACCCGAUCAUCCAGACUCCAAGUACCAUUACCAGACGCCUGUCAUUUAUAACGCCUAUGCAGCCAACAACAGCAACUCCAAUCUUAACACCGUUGCUGGGCCUCCGGGUCUCUGGUCUCAGUCUACAGAUGUGUAUUACCCACCUCCUCCAUUUCAGUGUGAUGACCAAGGACAGUACGCAAAGGCGACCAUUCAGCAACCGCAACUUCAGCAACCUCAGCAGCAACCUCAACAGCAACAGCAACAGCAGAUAUUCCAACCACAAUACCAACAGCAGCAACAAUACCAACAAUACCAUCAGCAACAGCAACCACCAUCCGCACAAUCAUUCCCCAUGUACCCUGUAGGACACCCCAACGUCGCCACUACCACCUCUCAUAACAUCAACGACCCAGACCACCACAAACCACCAACAGACACCACACACAUGGAGAUCCUUGGCAGCGGCCAACAACAUCAGCCCGACAAGACUAAGAGCAAGAAGAAGAAGAGAAAGAAAUGCAUCUGCUUCUUUAUCCUCUUCCCCGUCAUCAUCGGCAUCGUCCUCGGGAUCGUCUUUGGCGUCAUCCUCAAGAAGAACAAUAACGAUGGCGACAAACCUCCCAACCCAUCGACGUCAGGAAGCGGUGGCUCUUCUUCGACGACGGCGACAACGACUGCAACUGGGUACUACCCUUACCCGACGGGCAUGCCUGAUAUGACUAAUUGUAUCUUAGCAUGCCAAAAGGCUUUAACGGAUUGUACUGGGAAAUGUGGUACCAACUCUACCGCCUAG
Molecule: messenger RNA, 1017 nt
Organism: Linnemannia hyalina
Lineage: Eukaryota; Fungi; Mortierellomycota; Mortierellomycetes; Mortierellales; Mortierellaceae
Source: the annotation of a GenBank genome assembly